Molecule: messenger RNA, 222 nt
Organism: Colletotrichum higginsianum IMI 349063
Lineage: Eukaryota; Fungi; Ascomycota; Sordariomycetes; Glomerellales; Glomerellaceae
Exons: 2
Coding region: 1-222 (73 amino acids)
Source: RefSeq, a predicted model, not a curated record
AUGAGGGACCAGAGGUAUACACGUGUAGAAGAACGUGGAGAAGUGUGCUGGGCGGGGCAGGCGAGUACCUACCUUACCUCCCUAGGUUGCAAUCACUGCAGUCUAAAGAAGGCUUUUGUCAAAGCAAAAAGCAUUGUUCCCUCGUCCAAACACUUAGCUAACCUAAGGCCGAACUCGAAUGAUGCAGUUCGGUGCGUGGUCGUGGCCUCGCUCUCCAGAUAG